This is a messenger RNA of Periconia digitata, 2204 nucleotides long. NCBI's taxonomy places the organism in Eukaryota, Fungi, Ascomycota, Dothideomycetes, Pleosporales, Periconiaceae. The record is from the annotation of a GenBank genome assembly.
CGCUAAUCUUGACGCCUUUCUCCCUCAUUCUCGUCGCCUGCCUGCCUGUGGACAGAAAAACAACAAAUGCCUUCGGCUUCAACAAUUCUCUCCCUCUCCCUCCCUCUCUCUCCCCUACGACAUCCAUCAAGCUCAUCAUGCACUGCAUCCCAACGCGAACUGCACCACCCCCAAAUUGAUUCACCAUCUGCACUCCACCACCCAAGCACCGUUGGCAUAUCACCACGACACCCAGCCUCAACAAGCCACCUGGUUAUUUUCGCAUACCUAUCCGCAUACAUGGUAUAUACACUGCAGCUCGCUUCAACAUUUCUUCAUUGCGCUCAUCACUUCGAUCCGAUUCGUCGCCUCCUUGGUCACCCCACUGAUCCUCGCGCCUCAUCUACUUCUCGAGUAGCGUGCUGCCGUUGCCAUCUACUAUGGGCAUUGCCGGUCUGACUCGCUGCCUGGAACCCCAUGCUACCCGAUACCGACAUGAAGACCUGUCCGGUUACCAAGCCAUCAUCGAUGGCCCAUCCUUAGCAUACCAUGCCCAUAGGCUUGCUCUUCUGGAGAUUGACCACCAACCGCGUAUCCCAUCCUACGCAGACAUCAAUCGAUUGGCCUUUGCUUGGCUAAAUGCUCUAGAAGCACUCAAUAUCAAAGUCUGGCGAGGCCAAGUAAUGUGCUGCAUGCAGUCGCGCGGCUGUGAUGCAGUCUGCACCAAAUCUGCCAUAUUAUUCGAUGGCGCCCUCCCGCUCGCAAAGACAGAUGAACGGAUUUCCAGACUCAACCAGAAUAACCAGCGAGUGAAGCUUCUGAGGAGCUACUAUGCAGCUACCGCAUGUCCUGUGCCCUCUCCUCUGGGCUCAGUUUCCUAUUCAUUUCUUGCUCCAGCUUUGAGGGAAUCUUUGAACCAUGGUCGAUUUGCUCAAGUCACCUGGGUCGUGGCGGGUGAGGCUGAUGAGUCCUGCGCAUCUUGCGCAUAUGCACAUCCUUGUUCUAUUAUAUUCAGUAGCGACUCUGACAUGCUACUGUAUGAGUACCCUACCGAAACUCGCAUCAUGUUCUUUAAUGACAUCGAACUCAUGUCCGAGCCAGAGUUCAAAGGCUACUCUCCAGCGCAGAUGGCGCAGUCUAUGAGUCGGUCCAGUCUCGUACCAUUUGCUUACUGCCUCGUACUGGACAAACACCAGACGUUCAACGCCUUGGUGGAACAGGCCAAGAAGGUCGACGUCGAAUCCAAAGAUUAUAUCGACUUUAGCAGGCGGUACGAGAGACCUGGCACAUCUGAGCCGUACCCCAUAUUACGUGAAAUUCCUGCAAUAUUUGAUAGAUUAUCAAGCAUACCCCAGCAUCUGGAUGUCAGGAUAUCCGAGCUGGUUCAUCGGUUGCAGAACGGUGACUCUUCACCAGUUGUCUACCUCCCACUCCUUGUGGAAGAUCCCAACAGUGCAUCUGCUUGGAAUUUUGGCCAAGACCUACGCAUCCUUGCAUACUCGGUACUCGUUCAUGGUAAUCUCUUGGAAAGUGACCUCACACAGGGAUUGCAUGGAUCCGCUCAUGUUUUGAGGGAAUACGUACGCAAAGCACAAAUAGCUGCCAUCCAGCCGCUCAGCUUACUCAAUCAUCCAGACAUGUUGGCGGCUGCCACGGGAUUCGACUCUAUUAUGAGAGUCUCCUUGGACCGGCUACAGGCCAAUCGCACACCCACAGAACUGACCUGGCAACUCAUAGCAUCUGAUCUUCUCCUAGCAAUGACUCCCUCGCCUCCCAAAGUAUCGUUGCUGCUGCGGGUUGUGAUUGGCGAUUUCGAUAAAACAUGGGACUUUGUUCACCUCGCUGCUCGUUACCACGCCGUCUUAUACUCCCUGCGUAUACUGAAGCAAUGUGUCUCGUUCUGCCUCAACGCUCAAUCUUCGAGCUCAACGCCUUAUGCUUAUCAAGCCCUCGAGAGUCUCCGCGAAUGGUUCAAGACGAUGCCUUCUAUCGAAAACCUAUUCUUGGUGCCUGGCCAGGAGAAAGCGGUGACCGCCAACGCAGAAGCGCUGCGGAGGUUUCUUCCGGACUUGUACGCCGUGCACCAGUUGGAGAUUCCGAAUGAGAAGACAUCGAGCAAGAAGAUGAGAAAAAAGCAGCGUGAAGCGGAACGAAAGGGCAGGCGAAAGAAAGAAGUCAAUGGUCGGCAAAGUUUCAACGUGUUCGACGUGCUCAAUAAGGAAUGA